Molecule: messenger RNA, 3107 nt
Organism: Rosa chinensis
Lineage: Eukaryota; Viridiplantae; Streptophyta; Magnoliopsida; Rosales; Rosaceae
Product: 2-dehydro-3-deoxyphosphooctonate aldolase 1
Exons: 9
Coding region: 2322-2807 (161 amino acids)
Biological process (GO): monosaccharide biosynthetic process
Cellular component (GO): cytosol; cytoplasm
Molecular function (GO): 3-deoxy-8-phosphooctulonate synthase activity
Source: RefSeq, a predicted model, not a curated record
CUAAAUUUAAAUGGCUACAUUCAGACCACAUUCUUACACAAAUCUGUUGUGUGAGUCCUUGUCCAACUUAAUAGGGCCUCACAAACCUAGCUGAAACCCUAGCACUUGAGCAAAAAAAAAUAACAAAACUGACCCAAAACAGAAACCCUCAUUCUCUCUCUAACCAAUCUCAUCUCUCUGCGUGAGAUUGUUGACUGCGAAUGGGAUUGAGCUGGUGAAGUUGUUAGAACUGAGAUCGAGCCAAUUCCCUUGGAGGGAAGCACUAUUGGCGAAAUCUGCGAAGACUCAGAACUCGGAGCUGACUCAGCCGGCCGAGCGUGUUGGGUGGAAUCAGACCCACAAGCCCAACACCGGGAAGGUGAAGCGAGUACACAUACAGCUGGUUCCCGUCGUUGUCAGAGCUCCAGGUUUGAAGAAGCUGAGCUAUGGCGAGAUUACGGGCAUUCAGUUCGAGUACUUGGGAAGAUAAGGGUUUGUGCCUUUGGUCAUUGACACGGGUCAUUCAGGUAAUCUAGGUUUAGUUGUGUACUUGGUGUUUAUUCAAAAGGACUCAAUUCACACCUCUCCAUUUACCGUAGCUCUGCCUCUCUCUCUCUCUCUUGAUGCCGAGGUCCUUUCUGAGUUCUGUGGUAGACUGGUAGGGCUCCAACAUCGUUUUCAGAUUUGUGGCUAGGCUCCUCUAAAUCUUUAUCCGUUUCGCACUCUCUCUAUUAGAGUUGGAUUCGCAUUGUUUUCAGAUAUGUGGUAAGCACUUUGUGAAACAUCUUUGUUUGGAUUUGACGUUUUCUAUGUUUCAUGUACUAAAAGCAUAGCUCGCUCGAUUCAGUUGCCUCAAACCUUAGUCUCCUUGCAGCAACUUCUGGAAUAGUGAAACCUUGGAACUCGCCUUAUGCUAAAAUUCUUUGCUCUUCUUCUCUCAUUCUUGUUCCACUUUUCAAUUUCUUCACGUCCUUUCAGUCAUGGGUACCUCUGAUUUUGCAGAAAUGGUAUCUCUCGAUGCUCAAGAGACUUGCCACUGGAUACAAGAAUAAGGUGUGGAGAAAGAAGCUAAAGUAAGAUUCUUUCAUUGUUCUUGUGGUUGAUCAAAUAUGCUUCUGCACUUUUCUAAUUUUGUAGCUCCAGGUCUUCUAUUGCCUUUCAUGUCUUGUAAACAUCCUCUAAUUCACAUAUUUCACUAUGACAUAAAAAAUGGAGGACUUUGAGAUUUCAAACCACUGAGCUUCUCUCUAUUUUGCUUCAAUACCAGAAAUCUACUUUCUUUUGGUAAGAACUUCUAUUUUCAGUUAAAUUCCAGCUCUUAAAGCUAUUCAAGGUUGUAAUGGAAUGCACUUUUGAUUAUUACAUUUUUGUAAACCCAUUAGGAUGGAUAGGACUGGAAAAGAUCAAAGAUCAGUUACUGCACUCCAAGUGUUUGAUGUUAUGCCUCAAAGACAACACCCAAGCUGAACCAGUGGGCUGUUCCAUAAUUUUCGAAAAAUCUGUACUCCUUGUUUUACUCUCGGUUUUUGAUAGCUUAAAGUAGACUCUUCAAUGGUCAUUUUGAGCUUUGUUUCACAAAAAACGGAGUUAAAUUGAGUUACUUGUGCUAUUUUGAAGUUACUGCACUGUUUCAGGAUUUCUGCAGAAUCAGCGUUUCUGUCAAUUUUAGAUUCCUGUUUGACCCUUCAUUUGAACUUCGAUUUGCAUGAAACUUUGCAAAAUAGUAGAUUUUCAUGUCUACUUCAAAUCUGGAAAGUUUUGCUUGAAAUCACUGAAAGACUAAUUGUUGGUGAAAUUUUCUUGCUUGUUACCAGUUUUCUGAAAUUUUCUCAAACUUGCAGCUUAUUGUUGCAAGCAAUUGAUUUGAGAACCUUUACACUUAUUUUUCUGUCCUCGAUCUUUAGUGAGUCAGAUUAGACAUGCAAAGCAUGCCCUGAAACUUGACUUCAGUUUGAAAGGUUUAGAAAAGGUUUUGUCUUUGUUCAAAAGUGACUACAAACCAGUGUUUUCUAUGCAUUCUGAUCAAAACAUUCUGAUCAAUGUUUUCUUUUCAGAAUAAGCCCACACAUGGAGAAGCUCUAGCUAUUUCUCAGUGUCUAAUUGAGUGAUUUAUUCUAAGGGAGACAUGUUAUUAGGACUGAUGGUGGGUUACAAGUUCAUAAUAGGUUUUUCAGUUUCUUUAAUCGAACCAAGGCUUUGAACCUAAUUAUUGUACACAAUCUUUAUGAGCAUGGCUUGUAUUUUUUCUAGUUAUUUAUAGUUGCUGAACUUAUUUAUUUACCUUGGUUUAUUUUUCAUCACCUAUUGUAUUGCAAAGAAUUUGAAUUUUGUUGUCUAAUGACAUGAACUGUAUGACCCAGUGGCUGAUAUUUUCCUGUGGAGGGAUAAGAAGCUAUCAGGAGCAUUGCAGCAGCUCAUCUCAAGAGAAACAAUCUGCUCCAAAGUCAAAACCGUUUUUCUUAUUAGCGGGUCCGAAUGUGAUUGAAUCCGAGGAGCAAAUUUUCCGGAUGGCCAAGCACAUAAAGACUAUUGCGACAAAAGUUGGAUUGCCACUGGUGUUCAAGUCAAGCUUUGACAAAGCUAACCGUACAUCCUCAAAAUUAUUCCGGGGCCCUGGCAUGGCUGAAGGGUUAAAGAUCCUUAAGAAGGUUAAAAUAGCUUUUGACCUCCCUAUAGUUACAAAUGUACACGAGUUUAUACAGUGCGAAGAAGUUGGCAAAUUAAGUUGCAGAUAUCAUUCAGAUUCCUGCAUUUUUAUGCCGUCAGAAGAGUUGGACAAUCCUUGGUUGCUAAAACUGGAGCUCUCUCUGCCAAAAGUUACUCUCUAAAGACUUGCUCAGCUGUAUGGUAGACUUAGCAGGAAAAGAUGGCAUUGCGAAGGUUGGGUGUCAGGAAGUGUUUAUAUGCAAUAAAGCAAGGUUUUGUUCCAAUGAGGCCAUGAGAGCAACAAAGCUUGCAAAGCUAGACUCCUUAAGUAAAUUUCUGGAUGUAUAUUGCUAGGAGAGUACUAUUAGACGUACUCCUUUCGUGUAUAAAAGAUUAGCUUUGCACAAUCUAUUUUGAUGCAUGAUGUAGAUUAUAACAUUUUCUAUAUAUUGAUCAGUUACUGUUAAUUUGGUCAUUUUUAA